UUCGACUAAAGCGGUGAGCUUGAGUUUAAAAAACGGAGAUUUAGUGGUGCGCAAUUACGCAAAACUAAUUUAUGAUAUUUUACAGUUUGUGUACGUGAAUUAUGGCUCAUAUUUCUACAAUGGACUCAUGAAGUGAGCCAAAUAGCCUCUGGUAAAGAUGUCAAGCGCAGACAGCGAAGUUAAAACUUUACUCAACUUUGUCAAUUUGGCGUCCAGCGACAUCAAGGCGGCUCUGGAUAAGUCGGCUCCCUGCAGGCGCUCCGUGGAUCACCGGAAAUACCUACAGAAGCAACUCAAACGCUUCUCACAAAAGUUCUCCAGAGUCCCGAGAGGUCAGUCUCUCACUUCUGCGGACUACAGGUGCGCCAGAGGAGCUGAGCGUAAAAGAGCGGCUGCGACUGAUCAGGCCAGCUCCGAUGCGCAACAUGCGCAGAGCGACGGAGGCGUAAUGGACCAGGUGCCGAUGCGGAAACGACAACUACCAGCGUCGUUUUGGGAGGAACCCAGGCUAACCAAAGCCAGGAGAGACAAACCCUUUUUGGAUUUGAUAAGAAGCAGCAGCAGCUCUGAAGGCGGAGAGAAUGAAAAGAGGAGAAGGAGUCAGGAGGACGCGCAAAAAACCGCAAACUCCUCAUUCGGCAGGCGCAGCUCUGCGGAAAAAGAGGUGCUGAAACUGGAUCUGACUUCACAUCGCUCCGUGAGUUUCUGCAGCUGCUGCCCCUUCCAGCUCCAAGGACACCAGCUCCUCCACAGCCAGAUUGUGGUUCCGCAUCCUCCCUUUGGUCUGUGGAGCAAGGCAGCAGAGCCGCAAAGGCCCGAGCAUCCCCACGGACAGAAACUCCACACGCACGUUGUGGUGAAACCGAUUCCCACCAAGGCCACGGCGCAGUCUCCGAUCUUCAGCGUGUUUGGCUUCAUUUAGUCUGCGGUGCUGUUAGUAAAGUUACAGACAAAAAUUAACAGAAAUAAUUUGGGUCAUUUAGCCUGUGAGAGAGAAAAAGGUCAUUUUAGUCAUUUCCCCCACAUAUUUAUUUACAAAAUUACUGUUUCAAGCUGAAUUAAAUAUUCUAGUUAUUAACUGAGCAAACAAAAUAUUCUGUUGAUUGUUAAAUAUUUAGUUAAUUAGCUCAAAGGAACCAAGUUAGCUCUGACCCAAACAGCUAAAUAUUUACUUGCCUGUAGGCGGAAGUGUCUGUCAAAAUAAAAGCUGGGUUUGCUGACCUUUGAAAACGCCUGAGCUAAAUAUUUACUUAGCAAUCUAAACAUUUAGCUUGAAAAUAAAUAUUUAGCUAGAGUCAGAGUUAGAUAUUUAGCUAAUAUUCAAUAAAAUCUGGUGUAGCUAGAUGUUUAACUUGCUAACUAAAUGUUUAACACUGAGCUAAAUAUUUAUUUUUGAGUUAAAUAUUUAGUUUGCAAGGUAAGUAUUUAGCUUUACUUAGCAAGCUAAGUAUUUAGUUUGGAGAUAAAUAUGUAGUUAAAAGCUAAAUAUGGAUUCAGAGCUAAAUAUUUAGGUUGCUAACUAAAUAUUUAAUUUGCAUUUCGAAAUAUUUUUUCUUCAAAUACAAUAAAUUAACAUUUACUUUAUUUGUAAAGUAAAUAUUUAGCUUGCUAGAAUAUUCUUUAAAUAUUUAGUUGAAACUGACAUUCAUAAAAGAAUGAAUAACAUGGUGAAAACUUUGAAAAGUAAACCCCAUUUUUCCAUCUUAGGCUAAACAACCCAAAUUAUUGCUGUGAAUUUUUGAGUGUGUGUAUUGACAAACGCCACCCCAGAAAUGAGAAGGUGAAACUGUGAGCUUUGUUCCAUGUUUAUGCUUUUUCUCUUGUAUUUUGGAAACCGGACACUUCUUUAAAAGCACUUACUACAAUGCUGCAUCUAUUUGUGAUGUUUACGCCUACAGGAAUAAAUUGCACUUUUCCAAUAAACUAAUCAGCUUCACUUUUAUGUUUAUUUUCACUCUGUGUCCACAGAGAAAGAAAAUAAUGUGUUUUUUUUGUACUCUGUCACGGUUCCCCCUUUUAACAAGAAAAAUCUCU
Molecule: messenger RNA, 2034 nt
Organism: Poeciliopsis prolifica (blackstripe livebearer)
Lineage: Eukaryota; Metazoa; Chordata; Actinopteri; Cyprinodontiformes; Poeciliidae
Product: protein FAM181A-like
Exons: 1
Coding region: 158-922 (254 amino acids)
Source: RefSeq, a predicted model, not a curated record